Molecule: messenger RNA, 5598 nt
Organism: Solea solea (common sole)
Lineage: Eukaryota; Metazoa; Chordata; Actinopteri; Pleuronectiformes; Soleidae
Gene: nckap1
Product: NCK-associated protein 1
Exons: 32
Coding region: 226-3654 (1142 amino acids)
Biological process (GO): cortical actin cytoskeleton organization; cell morphogenesis; neuron projection morphogenesis
Cellular component (GO): SCAR complex
Source: RefSeq, a predicted model, not a curated record
AAACCAGGACAACUCCUCAUCUCUGGCACCGAAAAAACAGGCAGGGAGACGGUGGGGUGGAGUACAGGAAGCCGCUGUCCCCGACCACCUGAACAUGGGCGAAAUCUAACAACUGCAUCAAGCACUGCUUCUUUUUCACCUCCUUCUAUAAGAGCGUGUGGAGAUCUGUGAUUUCUCUUUUUUAAUUCCCGGACUUAAUUGGAGAUUUAACUGAACAGCGAGAAGAUGUCUCGGGGAGUGAUGCAGCCUAGCCAGCAGAAGCUGGCAGAAAAACUAACCAUCCUAAACGACCGAGGCAUCGGGAUGUUGACCCGUGUUUACAAUAUCAAAAAGCAAGGACAAGUUUGGAAGGCAUGUGGCGACCCCAAGGCCAAGCCCUCCUAUCUGGUCGAUAAGAACUUGGAGAGUGCUGUUAAAUUCAUCGUCAGGAAGUUCCCUGCUGUGGAGACACGGAAUAAUAAUCAACAGCUGGCUCAGCUGCAGAAGGAGAAGUCAGAGAUUCUGAAAAACUUGGCUCUCUACUACUUCACGUUCGUAGAUGUCAUGGAAUUCAAGGACCAUGUGUGUGAGCUGUUGAACACCAUCGAUGCCUGCCAGGUCUUCUUUGAUAUUACGGUGAAUUUUGACCUGACGAAGAACUACCUAGACCUGGUGGUGACUUACACAACUCUGAUGAUAAUACUGUCUCGCAUCGAGGAGAGAAAAGCCAUCAUAGGACUGUAUAACUACGCCCACGAGAUGACGCAUGGAGCCAGUGACCGGGAGUAUCCUAGGUUGGGCCAGAUGAUCGUGGACUAUGAAAACCCUUUGAAGAAGAUGAUGGAGGAGUUUGUUCCACAUGGAAAGUCCCUGUCAGACGCAUUGAUCAGUCUUCAGAUGGUCUACCCCAGGAGGAACCUGUCUGCUGACCAGUGGAGGAAUGCCCAGUUGCUCUCCCUCAUCUCUGCGCCCUCCACCAUGCUCAAUCCUGCUCAGUCUGACACUAUGCCGUGUGAAUAUCUGUCACUGGAUGCGAUGGAGAAGUGGAUUGUUUUUGGUUUCAUCCUGUGUCACGCAGUGCUGAACAGUGACGCCGCAGCCUUGUCUCUGUGGAAGUUGGCUCUGCAAAGCUCCACCUGUCUCUGUCUGUUCAGGGACGAAGUCUUCCACAUCCACAAGGCUGCAGAGGAUCUGUUUGUGAACAUCAGAGGGUACAACAAACGCAUCAACGACAUCAGAGAGUGUAAAGAACAGGCCCUCUCUCACGCAGGCUCCAUGCACAGAGAGAGACGCAAGUUCCUCAGAUCUGCUCUGAAGGAGUUGGCAACUGUUUUAGCCGAUCAGCCUGGGCUGCUAGGUCCUAAGGCUUUAUUUGUGUUCAUGGCGUUGUCUUUUGCCAGAGACGAGAUAAUAUGGCUGCUUCGACAUGCAGACAACAUCCAAAAGAAAAGCACAGAUGAUUUCAUUGACAAACACAUAGCAGAGUUGAUCUUCUACAUGGAAGAACUCCGAGCUCAUGUCAGGAAGUACGGUCCUGUGAUGCAGCGAUACUACGUCCAAUACCUGUCUGGUUUUGAUGCUGUGGUGCUGAACGAAUUGGUGCAGAACCUGUCCGUGUGUCCAGAGGACGAGUCUAUUAUCAUGUCUUCAUUUGUCAACACUAUGACCUCUCUCAGUGUCAAACAAGUGGAGGACGGAGAGGUGUUUGACUUCAGAGGCAUGAGGCUCGACUGGUUCAGACUGCAGGCCUACACAAGUGUCUCCAAAGCCAGUCUUGGUAUAGCUGACCACAAGGAGCUCGGUAAAAUGAUGAACACCAUCAUCUUCCACACAAAGAUGGUGGAUUCUCUGGUGGACAUGCUGGUGGAGACAUCAGACUUGUCCAUUUUCUGCUUCUACAGCCGUGCGUUUGAGAAGAUGUUUCAGCAGUGUCUGGAACUUCCCUCUCAGAGCCGACACUCCAUCUGCUUCCCUCUGCUCUGCACACACUUCAUGUCCUGCACACACGAGCUCUGUCCUGAGGAGUGGUUCUCUUGUCUUCCUCCACAGCGACACCAUAUAGGGGACCGGAGCCUGUCAUUGUGUAACAUGUUUCUGGAUGAAAUGGCCAAACAGGCCAGAAACCUGAUCACUGACAUCUGCACUGAACAAUGUACACUCAGCGACCAGCUGCUCCCCAAACACUGUGCAAAAACCAUUAGCCAGGCUGUGAACAAGAAGAGUAAGAAGGCAACAGGGAAGAAGGGUGAGCCUGAGCGAGAGAAGCCGGGGGUGGAGAGCAUGAGGAAGAACAGGCUGCUAGUCACCAAUCUGGACAAACUCCACACAGCGUUAUCUGAACUCUGCUUCUCCAUCAACUACGUUCCCAACUUGGUGGUGUGGGAGCACACGUUCACACCGAGAGAGUACCUCACCUCUCACCUGGAGAUCCGAUUUACAAAGUCCAUCGUGGGGAUGACCAUGUACAACCAGGCUACCCAGGAGAUCGCCAAGCCCAGUGAGUUACUGACCAGCGUCCGCGCCUACAUGACUGUGCUGCAGUCCAUAGAGAACUACGUCACCAUUGACAUCACCCGGGUCUUCAACAACGUCCUCCUGCAGCAGACGCAGCACCUGGACAGUCACGGGGAACCCACCAUCACCAGUCUCUACACUAACUGGUACUUGGAGACGUUGCUCCGUCAGGUCAGUAACGGACACAUCGCAUACUUUCCCGCCAUGAAGGCCUUUGUCAACCUGCCCACGGAGAAUGAAUUGACUUUCAAUGCAGAGGAGUACUCGGACAUCUCUGAGAUGCGUUCGCUGUCGGAGCUUUUGGGACCAUAUGGAAUGAAGUUCCUCAGCGAGAGUCUGAUGUGGCACAUCUCGUCACAGGUCGCAGAGUUAAAGAAACUGGUGGUGGAGAACAUGGAGGUGCUGACCCAGAUGAGGACAAGCUUCGACAAGCCUGACCACAUGGCGGCGCUCUUCAAGAAACUCACCUCUGUGGACAGUGUUUUGAAGAGAAUGACCAUCAUCGGAGUCAUCUUGUCCUUCCGCUCCCUUGCUCAGGAGGCUCUGAGAGAUGUUUUAUCCUGUCACAUUCCCUUCCUCGUCAGUUCGGUGGAAGAUUUCAAAGACCACAUUCCCCGAGAGACAGACAUGAAGGUGGCCAUGAAUGUCUACGAGCUGUCAUCCGCUGCAGGUCUGCCCUGUGAGAUCGACCCGGCUCUGGUCGUGGCUCUGUCCUCGCAGAAAAGUGAGAACAUCAGUCCAGAGGAGGAGUAUAAGAUUGCCUGCCUGCUGAUGGUGUUUGUGGCUGUUUCACUGCCAACGCUGGCCAGCAACGUCAUGUCCCAGUACAGCCCCGCCAUUGAAGGUCACUGUAACAACAUCCACUGCCUGGCCAAAGCCAUCAACCAGAUCGCUGCUGCUCUCUUCACCAUCCACAAGGGAAGCAUAGAGGACCGUCUGAAGGAGUUCCUGGCUCUCGCCUCAUCCAGUCUGCUGAAGAUCGGUCAGGAGACGGACAAGAUGACGACGCGUAACAGAGAAUCUGUCUACCUGCUGCUGGACAUGAUCGUGCAGGAGUCCCCGUUCCUGACCAUGGACCUGCUGGAGUCCUGUUUCCCCUACGUCCUGCUGCGAAACGCCUACCACGCCGUCUACAAACAGAGCAUCAGCGCUAACGCGUAGUCGCACAGUAACCACACGGCGAAGGCCUUCGAUUCCACCGCGCUGUCUGCCACCUUGUACCGCAACGAAUACACACUAAGAUCAUACACUAAAGACAAACUAGAACACGCUAAACUAUGUCGACGCGACCUCAACGCGCCAUCCUGACAGCAGCGACGCGACACCGUCGGUGUCGACGCGAGAGAAUAGUGACACACUAACAGUAUAGCAUUUAAAAACAAGUCCACACUAAAUACAGAACAAAUACUGUACAUUUGAGAAAAAAAAAAAUGCCAAAAGAACAUGUAAAAACACACAAAGACGUCAAAAUAAACCUAAAAAAAAAAAAACAUUAACACACAGACUCACACUAGCUGGAUGAAGUUGGGGAUCAGUGUCUUUAUUUUACUCAUUGUACUUUUCUCAUGAUGUUGCCAGGGACCAUAACCAUAGCAACACAUAAUAUACCACAUGUUUGUUUGGUAUAACAGAACAAAAAUAUAAAUAUAUAGUUAUAUAUAUAGUUGAUAAUAAAAUAUUCUUUUUUUUGUUUCGUUUGUUUGUUUUUGAUGAGAGGUUUAAGAUUUUUAGUGGUGACGGUUUGGAUGCUUAUUUUGGGAAUGCAAAUGAUUCUGAUGUGAUGUGGGGUUGUUUUUUUUUCUUUUUCUUGCUUUUAUCAAUGAGGGCGGGGUCAUGUGUUCAUAAUGAAAGACCUGUUGCUUGUUAAUGUAAGUUUACACACGUAUGUAUACAUUAUACACACACACACUAACAUCCUGAACAUCUGUAAAACUACAAACACUAAUUUUUCAGCAUUUCAUAGUAAACACACACACACGGGCAGAAAUACACUUUCUUUUCUUUUUUUCUAGCUAGUCGUAACAAUCUUUCUUUGUGGGUAAAGAUAUGAUAUCUGUAUUCUAUACUUUGAUGUGAACUGAACUUGUCUGUUUUCAAUGUUCUUGUUUUGUUCUUUUUACGACGAUGACGACAAUGAUGAUGACGAUUUGCCAAAUGUGUUGACACUAAAAAGUUGUGUAUUAGGGUUGGGAAGUGGUGAAGUGUUUGGGAACAUUAAUGGGGGAAAAAAUGCCAUUUUGAAAUGUUUGGUUUGUCACUGCAGCAGCUCAGUAACAGAAGAGGUGACGUGAGGACUUUUAAAUUACUGCAGUGGAAAUAUAGUGGCGAUCAGGAGUCGAGGUCCAGCAGGUGGCGCUCUUUUUCUUCAGUGGUGUAAAGUGAAAAUCCAUUUUGAAAAAAAAAAAACAAGUGCAGAAGGACAAAAUAUAAUUAAACUUUCUAACAAAGUUAGAAGUGAAUGAAGAGGAUGAAAUGCUCAAUUUUAUCUUUUGAUUGUGGGACAAUUUGCUGAAUUCUUGCAUCAGAUUUCUAACCGUUUGCAGAGAUGUUAAUAUUUACACUCCACUGUCAGAACACUGCAGAUAACACUAAGUCCUAAAAUAAAAAAAAUAAACCUGUGCUGCAAUAAGACAAAAAUAACAAGUAUUCACCUGGAUGAUGUUUGAAAAACUGUGUCCUCUGAUGAUGAUGGUUACAUUUUUCUUUUGUGAAAAGAUGGAGGACUUUUACAAAAAUGUGGUGUCUUUAUUUUUGAAUGCGGCGAAGGCUUCAUCCUGAGACACCUAAACAAAACAAUGUUUUCCUCUGUGUCGGCUCCUCUGCUCAUGUACUAACAGCAGCUCAGACUGAACAUGGCUCGCUCAGGACUGCACUCUCACCUGGGACGGUCUGAAAAUGACACAGGAGCUGCAGAGUUUGUGAUUCUACUGUGCAUCUGUCCUGUGGUUUGCAUUAUAAGCUUGUGAGACAGAUCUACAAGACACUUUUCUGCCAUUUGAUGUGGACUGGUGGUUGCUCUUUUUCUUUCUAACCUAUUUUUGUGUCUCUAAUUCCACCGUGUAACUUAAACGACAUGAAUAAAAUAAAGUUUAGGGCUGUGUCAGA